Messenger RNA from Colletotrichum scovillei, 2306 nucleotides. RefSeq lists its product as uncharacterized. Gene Ontology annotation, biological process: peptidyl-threonine phosphorylation; peptidyl-serine phosphorylation. The transcript is spliced from 4 exons. Bases 243 to 2306 code for a protein of 687 amino acids. NCBI's taxonomy places the organism in Eukaryota, Fungi, Ascomycota, Sordariomycetes, Glomerellales, Glomerellaceae. Gene Ontology annotation, molecular function: ATP binding; protein serine/threonine kinase activity. The record is from RefSeq and is a predicted model, not a curated record.
GCAAAAUCUACAACCUACUAUCCAGCGGCCAACCUCCCACUCGGCAACCUCCUCAUACUUCACCCUAUUCGUCAUCUGCUGCAGGCAAACACGGAUAUAACAAGACACUGAGUCACAUUUUCGCAACACAUGCUGCAACCAGCAAUCGCAUGUGACUGGAUAGCAAUCCUGUAGACACCAUCACGUUAUCCUGGUUUCCUUCAACUAUUAACGGGCUUCGUCGCCACUCUUAGUUUGUAGAGAUGCCUCAGUCCCAAUCCGACUCUUUUGUUGAGGAAGUGACGGAGUUUCUCGAAGACCAUAUUCCGACACGAAACCUCCAGAUAUAUCCCAACGGGGACAAGAUUGGACGCCGUGGUUCCACCUCAAAGCAAUUAGACAAUGUCUCGAACACGACAAGAACGUCGAACCGAAUCGACAAUUACAGCUACGGGAUGAAUCUAGCCAGGAACCAAGGAACGGUACUACCCCAUCUGCAGCCAAAUUCGCCAGCUGUGCCGAUUUUUACGGGUGGAGCAUUUGAAUCGCCAAGCGGAAACGAAGCGGAGGCACAGACGGAAUCUGAUAUUGAAUUGGAAGAAGAAGAAGCCAUGUGCGAAGAAAUACACAAAGCUAUGCGAUUCACGAAGCCUAAGCCUACAUCUUCGAACCAAUGGCUUCCAUUUGGAGACUUGCAUUCGUUCAGCCAACGUUCUCGAGUCAAUGCUGUUCUUCGCCAGCACUUCUCUGGACGCGAGUUGAGUAGUCUCGCUGACUACGUCUGUGGCGUGGACAGGACAGAAUGUAAGGGAGGAGAGACAAGUCAACGUAUUUUUGUGAUUUUGGUCUUAAUGUGCAAGGUAAAGAGACUGCCGGCGUUCAUGAAGGAUGGUUUACGUGACCGUGAUCUGCCUUUCGAGUGGCUCAAUCCCGCGUCACUGGAAAACUUGAUCAGUCCAAAAUCUCAGUUUGGGGAUAAUCCCCUUCCUUGUUUCAAAAAAGGAGGUACAAGGCUGUCGAGGGAGUUCUAUGAGAAGCAGUGGAAAAUUCUUGCCCCCAUCAUUGACCUCGAUGAGAAGAGAGAGGUGACUACUUUUCACUUAGCUGAGGAAGUAGUCAUGCCCUGGACCUCCAUUGGGGAGGAGAGAAGGGAAGGGACAUUCUCUAUGGUCCAAAAAGUUGAGAUACACCGGGACCAUCAUUCGUUUCACGACCACAAGGCAUUUGCUCUCAAAACCCUGCUCGCGGCAGAACCUGACCAGGCCGAAAACGAGUUUGAGAAGGAACUCAAAGCCUUUACCAAGAUGGUGCCAGGAAACCAUAUCCUCGAUCUUUGCGCGACUUUCAAGAUUGGGAGCAAGUAUUCCUUUUUGUUCCCUUGGGCGGAAGGGGGCAAUUUACGGCACUUUUGGAAUACUUGCCCGACGCAGUUACAACAAGGUAAGAUUUCACCUGCAGCACUCCUUCGCUGGGUAGCAAAGCAAUGCUAUGCGCUGGCGGAGGCCCUGCAAAGCAUUCAUGAGGUUCGCGUCAAAGCACUCAGAAAGGCAAAACGGAUUUCUGAAGAUCAGGAAACCGACAGCGACAUAUAUGGAAUCCAUGGUGACAUAAAGCCCGAGAACAUAUUGCUCUUCAAUCAGCUGGGCGACCCCCUGGAUAUCGGUGUCCUAAAAAUCGCAGACUUCGGUCUCACAGAGUUUCACAGGCUGACAUCACGAACUCGGCCUCUCACCCAAGGUCCCAAUGAUCGACGUCCUGCCCCCACAUAUGAUGCACCGGAGCUUGUACAGCUUGGGGAGGUAUACUCCAGGAAGGCAGAUGUGUGGGCUUUAGGAUGUGUCUUCUCCGAGUUUCUUACUUGGGUGGUUCAUGGGACCCUCGCCGUGACUGAGUACAACAGUGCUCGCGCCAAAGAAAGAGAUUGGGAUGGCGAGCAAAAGAAGGCUAAAUGGAUGGAAGACAAAUUCUUUUUGGCGAAAUAUUAUCGAAGUACGGUCAAAACGUCGUUAAAGAAAUCAGUGAAAAGUUGGCUGGCUCAACUCUAUCAUGAGUCGAAGACCGAAAAAGCGAAUUUUGUGACAGACUUUGUGGACCUUCUCAGAUACAAGGUUCUUGAAUGCGACAGGAAAAAGAGAAUAAGCUGUGAAGACUUAGUCGAGGAGUUGGCGAAACUUGCGUCUAGAGCUAGCGAGGACGAUACAGAUGAGGGAUACUGGGGCCCACCUUUACCAUCCUUCCGCCAGGUUGCUAGUGGUUCUACCCGAAGGGUGGCCUUUUCUAACCAAUCUUCGGAUUCUUCGGGCAGUUGGAUACAUGUACCGGCAUGA